AUAUGAUGUACAAAAAAUUUAAUAAAGCCAUAUUGUGAAAGGUAUGAUGUGUGUUGAUUUGCACCUACCUUUUUCACUCAACUGCAUUUAUAUUUUAUGUUUUAAAUCUCAUUGACUUGAACUUUUUCUCUAUUUUUAAGUUCAUUUUAUUGCUUUCUCUUCUCUACCUUACAUAAUAAUAUCACAUGAUCCAGUAAAAUAAAUAAAAAUAAAAUAAACAAAGCAUUGGCAAUCCCCUUUGGUGAGAUAGUUAUAGGCACAUAGUAGAUUCUGGGGGUCUCAUCCUUCCUUUGCCCCUUCAAUUCACAUCCUCCAUCACUCUACAUCUUCUCUUCCUCAAACAAAUCAAAACAAAAAAAAAUUACAAUUUGUACAUAGCAUGUUUCUAAAGCACCAAAAUUCAAUCAUCAAAACUCAACACGCAAUCAAAAACUCAACAACCUCGCCUCCAAACCAAGGACUCCAUUGAAAACACAUCACCCAAUAAGACAAAAACAACAACAAUGGCAAACCAAGCCAUAAAUGCAUGGGGUGGGUUUCUCUCUCCAUGUUAUCAUUAUUAUUCCUAGAGAGGUAGACAAAUCAACCAUGGAAGAAGCGUAAAGAAAAAUUGACCUUUUCGGGCGCAUGUGGAAGCAUCUCACAAAAGACCUUCAAUGCAAGUCCUCUAGUACUCCCAAAGCAUUGAAGGAAGGAGAAAUUCUCCGGAAGGAAGGAAGGAAGCGUGUAGAGAGGGAGAGAAGCAAAGAAGGAAAUGGGAGGGGGAAGUGGAGACGGCAAGGAGGGGGAGAUAGAGAGCAGCGGUGGCCAUGUGGGCACAAUCGAGGAGGACGAGGACGAGGAAGAUGAGAGAAGGGGAAGCAGGGGUGGGAAUGAUGUGGACAUCAUCCGGAAUGUUCUGGCCGUGCAGCACGUUCCCGUGGUGGGCUCGCUUGCUUGGGACAAGCUCCAGCACCUGCUCCACUCCCUCUCGGACCGCAUCACCUCCCAGAGUGCUCGGCUAGAAAAAGCUGAAGAACAAGCAAAAGUAAUAGCAAGUCUGAAAGACGAACUUAAUACCUUAAGCCAAAAUGUUGAAGCAACGGCCAAUGAAGCCAAAGAUACUCAUGCACAAGACUUGGCCCACUUUAUGGAACUUAUGGAAGCUAGAUUUAAUGCAAUUGAUGAAAUAGUGGAGCCGAUGAGGAACAGGAAAACAUCAUCGGAACUUAAUGACAUCUUAGAGAGACUCGCGGCCAUGGAAAAUGGGCACAAAGAAACAAAUUCCCAUGCCAGGAAACUUGAAGGCCAACUCAAGCAAAUCGACAACCACAUCCAACAAAUGGAUCACGACUUGCAAGAGCUUGACUCAGAGUUCACCAAUAAAGAGUCACAAGGACGUGGAAUGGAUACUUCCGACCUCACCAAGCGCAUGAACUUGCUUGAAGCGCAAAUGAAAGAGUUUCAAGAGUUGAUGAACCAAGUCACAAAAGCUCACACAGCUGAUCUUGAAGCUAUUCAAAAAACACAAAGAACAUUGCGUGCAGAUUUGGAGGCCAAACCAUUGCACUCACAUGGUGAAAGCAGUGGCAACAAUGCGGGUGUUGAUGAAUUGCAAAAAAGACUAGAAAGAAAAGCAGACAUUGAUGUGGUCGAGCAAUUGUUGCGUGCAUCAACAAACACUAAAGAGGGCCUUGAAGCAUUGUCAAGGUCUAUGGAAGAAAUGAAGAAAGGGAUCAACAAGUCAUCACGAUUUUCAGUUAAAAUGGAUGCUCCUCCAGCAUCUGGGGGAAGUGAUUUAAUUUCUACUCAAAGUGAUGACUUUGGAUCACAAGUUAAAAACAUAGAAGAUGAACUGGCAACUUUGAUGAGUAGAUUAUCUGCAAAAGCUGAUAGAUCUUCAAUUGAUGAGUUGGAAUUCAAAAUGGCUACGAAUUAUGGAAAUGGAGAUAAAACCAGAGAGAACAAUGGAGAUCUUCAAGAUGUUUUGAAGGAAAUACUUGCAAAAAAGGUUGACCGAGCUGAACUGCUUGAAUUAGUGAAAAGCAGUUGUGGAAGUGAUAUAAAAGAAUUGAUGGACCAAUUCAACACAUUAAAAGCGACCCAAGCACUGUUGGCAGAGCGGAGUGACCUGGCAGUUCUGCUGGCGAAACGAGUGGAGCAGAUCGCUCAUCCGGCGGCGGUGCUGCAUGGGGGAGGUGGCGGACUGCUGGGCAGCCACGUGGACGAUGAGGAGAUCCAGACGGUCAUUAACGAGCACGCCAACAGAAUCAUGGUCUACUCCGACAUGCUCCUCCAAAUCCAGGUUGCAUUGGCAAGCAAAGCUGAUAAUACAGCACUUGCAGCUUUGCGUGAGAGUGUAGAAAAAUUGCAAACUGUAGGCGUAGGAGGGGGUGGUGCUAAUGCAAAGGUUGUUCAAGAAGUACAACAAAAGGAACAAGAGCUGAUGAAAGGCACCAUCAAAAGUCAUGAAAAAAUGUUAAUGAAGUUACUAGAAGACGUAGGAUUAUUGGGAAAAGGAGUAUUGAUCAUGUCAGGGCAUGACAACGAGUUCCCACCGGACCACGUUACCCCGUUCCCUCCCGUGCUGACGUCAUCCACCGAGUCAGCACCCAUGUCACCUAGCUCCGUGGAGAGUGGACAGUCCCCCAAUUCAUUGGACGAACCAACACCGGAAUCCGACGUGGCAACCCCGCUCCCGUCACCAAGCAAACCGACCCCUCCAGCUCAGCACGCACCUCCACGUGACGAACACCCUCCUCCUCAAGCUUUGACUGCGACAACUCCCGCUCCGGCUGAGGUGGCAGCCGUCCCAGUUGUCACUACCCCGUUGGUGGAUGGAGUGCCAGAUGGGCAACCAGCAGCGGUAACGGGGGACGCAGAGACCCAUCCUCCUCCUCCUACUCCGGCACGGUCAUUGGCACUGAGCAAGAGACUGACGAGGUUUGGGAGCCUUAAUAAUAGUAGUAGUUCGGCAAGGCAGCCUUCGGUGCUGCGCAUCACUACUGUUCAUGAAGCCAGCCAAGCAGUGGCAGAUUCCAAAUAUCGUGAAACUCUUGGUGUCCUUGAGGAUGCCAUUAAUGAAAAAAAGCUUGAACCCAAAGAGAACGUGGCUGUGUUGAAGCGUUUGGUUAUGGAAGUUGAGAAGAUUUCAAUUGAAUUGGAGAGUAAUUUGAUCCUUAUUGAUAGUUUGGAACAAAAUAAACUUGACAAAAUUGAUUUCCAGGCACUAGCUAAGAUUGUAAAAGAGCUUAAAGCUAUGGAGAAUGCCAUGUUGUCAGGAAAACCCAUCUUAGGGUUUAAAUGCAUGUCUUGUAACCAUGAUUUGGAGAGGCUAAGUCCUAUCAGAGGCCCUGCAGUGCCCACAAAUCAAAUGCCGCGGAGUUUUCUAUCAAUGCUUUCAGCAGAGCGGAUAUUUUCAGCGAGCAAAAGAGAAUUAUCACCUACACGAACCCCACCAAUAACUCCAACUUAUGCAAAAAGUCACAAUGAAAUCAACAAAAAUCCUAAAAGAAAAAAUUCAUAUAAAAUACAUUGAUUUUUUAUUUUUUUAUUUAUUUUUACUAUGGAAUUUAUUAA
Molecule: messenger RNA, 3558 nt
Organism: Physcomitrium patens
Lineage: Eukaryota; Viridiplantae; Streptophyta; Bryopsida; Funariales; Funariaceae
Source: RefSeq, a predicted model, not a curated record